AACGGGUCCUCCCGUGAGGUUGAAUGUCUUCCGCUCGCCAUCGUCUUCUCCGCUCCAUGGCUGCCUCGGCAGCUCCCUGAAAGGGGGAGGCGGCGCGUCGGCCCCUCCCUCGGGGCCCUGCGUGGCGGGAAACGGCAGGAAUACUAACUAGAAUGGCCAGCAAGAAGGAGCCCCCUUUCUUCAAUGAGGAUAACGUUGGAUCAUGUCAUUGCAAACUUACUUUCUAUGAGACCAUGGAGCUCUUCAUUGAAACUCUUACAGGAACAUGCUUUGAAUUGCGAGUGUCUCCUUUCGAAACAGUUAUUUCUGUGAAAGCUAAAAUCCAGAGACUGGAAGGUAUCCCUGUAUCUCAGCAGCAUUUAAUCUGGAAUAAUGUGGAGUUGGAGGAUGACUAUUCUUUGAAUGAUUACCACAUUUCAGAAGGAUGUACUUUGAAGCUGAUCUUAGCAAUGCGUGGUGGUCCUAUUAAUACAAAAAGAGUUCCUUUGGAAGACCCAAUUAAAGAAAUAGCAGAAUACAUGGGGCCCUGUCGAGAUGAUGUCUGGGAAAAGGUUCCAUCCAGUAAACAUGUUACAUUCUUGGUCUACCAAGAAGGAGACCAGCUGAACUUUUUUCGAGUUGUGGACAGGGGAGAUGGAACUUUAACACCGUUAUCUGAAUCUUUAAGUGGUGGUUCUGUUUAUAAUUUGUAUGCUGAUGACGAUGAAGACACAGAAAUAUCUCCUUCUGGGCAACAGAUUAUUGAGAACUCCAUUACAAUGAAUAAAAUGAAGCUGCUAAAGGCAAAGAUGGAAAACAUGAAUCUUAAUAAAAAGCCUAAGAUCAAAGUGAACCCCCAUUCUCCAGUGGUCCUUCAUCCAUCUAGUGGCUCGCUUGCAGCUGUUCGUCAUAAUUUUCUACGAGCACUUCCUCAUAUUGGGCAAUCCUGUCUGCCUCCUGAAAAUUUACAUAACUCAGGAAUAUCUCCAAAUGCCUUUUCAACCCUAGCACAUACUGAUAAAAAAGUGUCAUCCAUUACUAGAAACUUUCUUAAAGAAAAUGACAAAUGGGAGAAUAUUUCACCAUCUCAAUCAAUUAACAGCACGGCACUGUCUUCCAAAGUAUCAUCUGUGGAAAAGGGAGAGGCAAAACUUUCUGAAAACAAUGUAGUUCCUCAAGUGACAACUGCACUCACAAAUUUGGAAAAAAAUGCACAAAGUAGUAUAUCAUCCAAUGAAAGAUGUCCUUUCUUGUAUCCAGAUCUCACAAAUGUAAAUCUGUAUACUGCAGAAAAAAAUGUUCUACCAAACAAGGAGUCUCUUGCCUUGAUAUCAGAAUCAACUUGCAAUGACUCAUACAGCAAAAUGCCUGGAUCAGAAGAAGGGAAUACCACGCUUCCGUUACCGCAAGAGCAUCAAAACAAAUCCAUCGCAAAAACUUUGACUUUUGCAACAGCAGAUAAUAAUAUUUUUAACUCUCAUGAGUUUAGUCUGAAGAAAACACGCCUGUCACCUCUUCAUUGUUCAUCACAGAUGGCGCAUUACAGUCCUCAGAAAUCUCAAGCUCACUCCAAAUAUUUUGAAGAAGCUGGCUUGAGGCCCACUAUUUCCCCAAACAUUCUACAGUCAUUGGAGGUGCACAGUUUAGCAGAUUCCUCUUAUUCAAGAACAUCUAGAUUUCAUGGCAUUGGUUUGGAUUUACCUAGCAAAAGGCCUGAUCCCCAUUCUAAAGUGGAAGCAAGAGAUAUCACAGAAGUAGCACUUAAGGCUUCCAAAGACCCUGUUGUUUCUGUAAAUAACAUAAGUUUGCUAAGUUCAUUUACCCGAAGCACAAAUAGAGAUGGCUUACCGAAUUCCUGUGGCACAAGCAGGUUUCGGACUUCUGGUAUUUCAUUAACUACCAACUUUCAACAUUUUCCAGAAGAAAAUUUUAGAACGGCUUCUCCUCCCAAUGACAUGCCUGGAUAUUUUUUAUCUCCUGGAGUUGGAUUGAAUGGAAAUAUUGUGGCUUCAGGAAAAAGAAUGGCAGGUGAUACCACUCAUCUUCCACCUGUGAAUUGUUCUAUUCAGCAUAAAAAGAAAAUUGCAAAACAUUGCUUCCUAUGUGGAAAGAAAACUGGAUUAGCAACUAGCUAUGAAUGUAGAUGUGGAAACAACUUCUGCGCAACUCAUCGCUAUGCAGAGACUCACACCUGUACUUAUGACUACAAGAAUGCAGGAAGGAGAUUCUUGCAGGACUCCAAUCCUGUUGUCAGUGCACCAAAGCUUCCCAAAAUCUAAGCAUAAUUUUAUGGUCCGUGACUGAACUGUUUUUCUUUACUGUAUUUCAAAUCUUGCAAGUAACAAGAUCAUCCAAAGCUCUAUAAUUCUGAAGAAUGAUGUAACACUCUUGUAACUGACAUCUUUUAUUCUUUAGUGAAUCAAAAUUUAAACAUUAGUUUUUAAAAAUGUACAUUCUGAUUUAACAAUUAUUAUAUAUCUUGUGUUAAGUAUUUUAUAAUUGAAAAUGUCCUUUCACUCGUCAAGUCUUAAAAGAUGCACUUUAGAGUACAUACAUACAUACAGAUAUAUAUGUAUAUAUGUGUGUGUGUCUGUUUGUAUGCACACAGACACAUUAUAAUGAGACUUGACAGGAUUCUGUAUUGAAAAUGUCUUAUAAUCCCUUGGUUUUCAAAUAUGUUCUUUUAGUUUUUAGUAUUGAGGUUUCAUUGUACUAGGCCAACUUUCUCAUAGUGAAGGGCCUUGUAUUCCAUCAAACCAGCUGAAAACCAUGUUUCUGUUCUGGAAGUAACAUAUCAUGUUAGAUCAUUAUUCUUAUCUGGCAGAUUAAAAAGCAAAAACAAAGGAAGGAUUUUCUUGUUAUUAAAUAGAAGACGCUUUAAUUAUUGUGAUUUGUGUUUUUUAAGGAUCUUACAACACUUUCAGAUAUUGUUACAAAAAAGAAUAAAUAUGCUUUUUUAUGUAAUAAAUAGAGUAAGUGACUUGCUGUUUUACAGCAUGCUGGCAGUUGGAGGAAUAUAAAAAAUGCUUAAGGCUUGGUAUCUCAAAGGUGCUUCUUCAAAAGGCAACUGGACUGUUUUUCCUUGAGGAAGAAGAAAAAUGUUUUUUUUCAUAUCCACCAAGCUUCAUCAGUUGUGAUGGUGAGGUGAUGGAAGGAUAGAUUCUGACAAGAUGGUGGAUGGGGAUGGAAGGAUGGUAUUUCUUUGCAGCCAUCUGGUUGUUAGCAUUCUAUCUGAAAGCUGUUGAGGCCACUUGUGGGGUUUAUCCGUGCACUAGAGAUCAUCUGAAUCAGUGUGCAAUUGGUUGGUUGGUUCUUGGAACUGCGAAAGGGCUGUGUUGUAGACUGGAGAUAAGUAGUGGCCUAUUCCUCCCCCUAUGUUGAGGGAGGAGUGUUUAGUUCUAAGAUGGAUGGAUGGAUUCUUUUACUCUUUCAAACCAUUGGUCCUCUCUGUCUGAAAUGUGGACUUUGCUGUCUUCAAAAAAGUGACCUUUAUCUUUCAAAUGCAGAUGGGUCGCUGAAUCUUGUCCUGCCGUGCACUUGUGAAGUGGUUUUGUUUCAUCAAUGUACAGAUUUGCACAUCUCACUGCAUUGAAUUGCAUAUAUCACAUUACUCAGUUUGCGUUGGGUGUUUUAUCCUUGGGGUGGCCAAGCUUCUGUAUUAGUUUAUUCUUGAGUGUAAGAUCUACAUGUAUGAUGUGUUGGUUGAAAAUUCUCCUGAGCUUUUCAGAUAUUCCUGCAAUGCAUGGAAUGGCAAUGUUGCUAUGUUUAUUGUUCCUCCCCCCCCCCCUAUAAUGGAAGAGUUGGGUGUGUUUUUUUUUAAUUUGAUGAAGGCCCCAGUUAGAAUAAGUUCUAACAUAUUUUAGUUUUUUUCUUUUCCCUGGUAGGCAAAGUUUCAGCCUGGUGGUUUAGGGUUCUGAUCACUCCCAUUUUUGUGCUUCAAAGGGUGGUGAGUGAAAAAAUAAAUCUUGAUCUCUGGGGAGGGGGGGGGGUCUGUAAACCUCAAUGCUAAGGCUGUUGUCUUCCUUAAUGUGCACUGCACAGUCCUCCUUCAACAGAGGAGGAAUAAGACACCACCUAUCUCCAGUCUACAACACAGCCCUUUCAGCAGUUCUGUUCUUAACUUAGCAGAACCAAUAAACAGACUUCUUGUCCCAAACCCCCUCUCUUUAUUUAUCUCCUGUGAAUUAAUUGCAUUCACCCACUGAAAAGUUCAGGCAAUAGUCCUGCAAAGAGUUAGUUGCAGUAACAGACCUUAUCAGUUCUUUGAGAUAAUUGCCAGACCGUGAGCUCCCAGCAGAAAUGCUGCAAAUUAAGUUCUGGCAAGCAAACUCUGAGCACAAAACAUGAUCCAAAUCUUCUGAAAUGCAAACUGAUGUCUCCUACGACCACCACUCCCCUUCUAUUUUUUCCACAGCUAGGGGGGCCAUUCA
Messenger RNA from Thamnophis sirtalis, 4409 nucleotides. It is a transcript of the gene ZFAND4, whose product is annotated as zinc finger AN1-type containing 4. Gene Ontology annotation, molecular function: protein binding; zinc ion binding. The record is from RefSeq and is a predicted model, not a curated record. NCBI's taxonomy places the organism in Eukaryota, Metazoa, Chordata, Lepidosauria, Squamata, Natricidae.